Messenger RNA from Carassius auratus (goldfish), 808 nucleotides. RefSeq lists its product as uncharacterized. Gene Ontology annotation, biological process: response to bacterium. The record is from RefSeq and is a predicted model, not a curated record. The transcript is spliced from 4 exons. Lineage: Eukaryota; Metazoa; Chordata; Actinopteri; Cypriniformes; Cyprinidae. The coding region runs from base 5 to 652 and encodes 215 amino acids.
CACAAUGGAGAAGAUCAUGCUUUUUUGUGCUGUUUCAUACAGAAUCAUUCAGAUCACAUCCAAUGAUGUUUCAGAACAUGAUGUGAGUAUUUUUCGAGUCCGGCUAAAUGAAAGCAUCACUCUGAACUGCAGCAUGACAGACAGAUACGAGAUCUCCUGGUAUCACCAGAAUCCUGAAUCUGGACGACUAACACUGCUGAUGUCUGCCAAGACCAGCAGCGUAGCGGGAAGAAAACUGCUAGUUAGGUUCAAACAAAACUGGAGUCGUCUGACAGUUCACGCAGAUGUGGACAUCAACACAGUCUCGCUAGUUAUUUCUGGACUAACAGAGUCAGACUCAGGUCUUUAUUUCUGUGGAACUAAAUCAGUGGAAAUGCACUUCAACAAACCCAUCAGACUAAAGAUCCAGGACAAGUCGACAGACAGAGAAGACAAAGUUCAGUCCGUCACAGAUCCUCCAGAGGAAGAUGAGAUCACAGAUGAAGUGACGCUGACGGAGCGUGUGCUGAUGUUCGGUGGUGUUGGUUUGGCUGUAUUGGUGUUUUUUGUGGCUACAGUCCUCGCAGGAGUAAUCAUUCACCAUCACGGCUGGCAGAAAGGAUGGAUCGCAGCCAAACACUCAUCUCUGAUUCACCACAAAUCACUUAAAUGAAACAUUUGUGUGCUUUAUUUUUGACUCUUUCGCAUUAAUCAGCGUUGUUCUUACAGCCAAUGGUGGCUCACCAGUGUGCUUCAGAUGUGGAUCUGUUGACCAGAUCUCAGACUGCUGUUGUGGCAAGAAGAGCAUUAUUAUGUACAUAUAAACUGA